Molecule: messenger RNA, 1956 nt
Organism: Acanthochromis polyacanthus (spiny chromis)
Lineage: Eukaryota; Metazoa; Chordata; Actinopteri; Pomacentridae
Exons: 10
Coding region: 133-1413 (426 amino acids)
Molecular function (GO): structural molecule activity
Source: RefSeq, a predicted model, not a curated record
GAGAGCUAGCUCCGCCCACUUCCUGCACACCUGCAUAUAAGCUCACCUGCAGCAUCAGCAGCACAGAGCCUCCCUCCUGCAUUCCUCUGGAUCCCAAAUCCACUCUAUCAGAAGAACAUCAAGCCGCCCGUCAUGGCCUCCAGCAUCUCAGUGAGAAGCUACUCUAUGAACCGCCAGCCCUCCUUCACCAGUCGCUCCCUGAUGGACACCAGUCGUCGUUCCCGGGCCUCGGUGUCCUUCGCCGCCACCAGCCCGCUGUCCCGUUCAUCCUCCAUCAGCCAGGACCUGAAUGGGCCGAUCAGCCUCCAACUGAACGGGCUGCACGGAAACAGCACCAACGAGAAGGAGGCCAUGCAGAGCCUCAACAGCCGUCUGGCAAACUACCUGGACAAGGUUCGUACGCUGGAGCGCUCCAACGCCGACCUCGAGGCCAAAAUUAAGCAGCUGAUGCUCGACCGCAUUCCCAAAGGUCACGACCUCGACUCCAUGAUGGCUCAGGCUCAUGCUGUGGAGCAGGAGGUGAGAAAGAAGACCUUGGAAAAUGCUCGUCUCAUGCUCGAGAUCGAUAACGCUAAACUGGCAGCUGAUGACUUCAGAAUCAAGUGGGAGACUGAGCUGGUGAUGUGUCAGUCUGUGGAACGAGACUGUGUUGCUCUGAAAAAGGCCAAAACUGACCAUGAGCAGAUCAUUGCUUCUCUGAGGGGAGAUCUGGACAGUCUGAAAGAAGAACUUUACUUCCUGAAGAAAAACCACGAGGAGGAACUGGAGCAGAUGAAGUCUCGUAUAGCCAGAGAUGAGGUGAAUGUGGAGGUGGACUCUGCCAGCGGGCCGGAGCUCGGCACCAUUCUGUCCGACCUGCGCUCCCAGUAUGAGGGGAUCGUCAAGAAGAACAAGGAGCAGGCGGAGCUGUGGUACCGCAAGAAGCUGGAGACGGUGCAGAACGAGGUGAAGGAGAGCAACGAGGCCCUGAGAGGAGCUCAGGGAGAGCUGACCGAGAGGCAACGCUUCCUGCAGACCCUUGAGGUGGAGCUGGAGAGUCUGCACAAACAGAUAGCAGCUCUGGAAGGAAACCUGGGUGAAAGCGGUCACAAGUAUUCUGGUGAGAUGGAGCGUCUGCAGACCACCCUGAGUCACCUGGAGGACGACCUCUCCCAGCUCAGACUGGACAUGCAGCGCACCAAGACCGACUACGAGCAGCUGCUCCGCAUCAAGCAGAACCUGGAGAUGGAGAUCGCCACCUACAGGCGCCUGCUGGAGGGAGAGGAAACAAUGAAAGAAGUUCCUCCUCCACCAAAAAAGGAGCCUGACGUUCGCACCAGGAAAAUCGUGAAGGUUGUGACUCAGACGAUGGUGAACGGGAAGGUGGUGGAUGAAUCCAGUGAGGUGGAGCAGAUUGAAGAGACCAAGAAAUAGAAAAAAGAAGAGGGGAUAGAGUUAGAAAAAGUAGUACAAAGUAUACAAAAAAUGACAGUGUUUUACAAAACAAAAGGAGACAGAGAGAAAAAAAAACUAAAGACAGAUUACUGUAGUGUGAGGAUAUUACACACGAUUUGCAGAGAUUCAUUCACUUUUCCCAGAAAAAACAUGUUUUGCAAAGGGUCUUUUGGGGGCAUUACUUGACUAUGAAUGUUCUGUGUUUUCAAAGAAUAAUGCUAGUUUUUCAGUGACACUUUGAUUAGUUGCUCUGGAGAAGCAUAACCACAAACAAAUAUGUCCUGUUGAUGAAUUUCAGAUAGAUAUGUGUGAAAGAGGAACUAACUAACCAUUAUCUGUAUCUUCACACUGUUUUACUAAGACAAGGUUGUGUAGUUAAACAAGAUAUUUAUUUCCUAUUGUGGUAAAGUUUACUUUAGUAAAUCUAGUCCAGACUUUAUGUCUUACAUGAAUAUCAUUUUGACUAACUUUGCUGUUUUGUGUUUGUACUCUGUCUAAAUAAAAAGUUGUAUUAAUCAGUGA